GCCACUUGCCUUCGGUGCCCGGUCCUCUGGCCGCUCUCCUCCCGCCCUCGCGCCCCUCGGCCCGCCCCGUCCAGCCCGGGCUGCCCGGCUCCCGCAGGCCCCCCCGCCGCCCGCGUUCCUAUGGACAGACGCACCGACGCACAGACACCUGCAGGAGAGACACUGCUGAUCCUGUAACAUGGAGGAUUGUCUUCAUACCUCAUCUGAGAAUCUGUCCAAAUUGGUCAGCUGGGCCCACAGCCAUGGGACUAUUUGCAGCCUCAUUCCAAACCUGAAACACUUGCUCUCUGAAGGUUCCCAUGGGAACCUGACAGCAAUGUGGGGCUGUAGUGCUGGCCAUGCUUAUCACUGGCCACUAACGGCUACUUGCAGAGCUGGUUCCCAAGAGAGGGUCUGUUUCCAGGAUAACAGAAGUUUUAACUCUGAUAGUCCCAGCAUAAUUGGGGUGCCCUCUGAGACACAGACUAGCCCUGUUGAAAGGUACCCUGGGCGACCAGUGAAAGCAAAGCUAGACUGUAACCGGACCAGAGACUCUUGUGACUUCUCCUAUUGUAGUGAGCCCUCUGAACUGGAUGAAGCUGUUGAAGAAUAUGAAGAUGAGAACACCCUGUUUGACAUGGUUUGUGAGUCCUCUGUUACAGAUGAGGAUAGUGACUUUGAACCCCAGACCCAAAGGCCUCAAAGCAUUGCUCGCAAAAGACCUGGGAUAGUCCCGUCUUCCCUCCAUUCAAGCUCCCAGGCGCAGAUGGUUGAUGAAUGCAGCAAUGAUGUCAUCAUUAAGAAAAUCAAACAAGAGAUCCCCGAAGAUUAUUACAUUGUGGCAAAUGCAGAACUGACAGGAGGGGUAGAUGGACCAGCCCUGUCCUUGACACAGAUGGCAAAACCCAAGCCUCAGACUCAUGCCGGUCCCUCCUGUGUAGGGUCUGCUAAACUGAUUCCCCAUGUAACAUCUGCCAUCAGCACAGAGCUAGACCCACACGGUAUGUCUGCAUCCCCCUCUGUGAUCUCCAGACCAGUUGUCCAGAAGACUGCCAGGGUAUCUCUGGCUUCGCCAAACAGAGGACCCCCUGGUAGCCAUGGUGCCAACCAACAGGUGGCCAUGCAAAUGCCUGUGAGCACAUCCCAUCCUAACAAACAGAUCAGUAUCCCCUUGUCUGCCCUGCAGCUGCCUGGACAGGAUGAGCAAGUUGCUUCUGAAGAGUUCCUGUCCCAUCUGCCCAGCCAGGUCUCCUCCUGUGAGGUAGCCCUUUCUCCCUCAGUUAACACAGAGCCAGAAGUGAGCUCCAGUCAGCAGCAGCCCCCAGUCGCUCCAGCCAUAACCACUGAGGCCACAGCACAGUGCAUACCAGACCAGGAUGAAAGAGCAGCUGAGCUCAGCAGGGAGCAGAACGAGAAAACCAUCCGGAGCACGCAGACCGCGCUCCGCAAUUUCCCUUAUUCCACUAAGCUCAACAAAUUUCCUGUAUUUAAUAUUAAUGAUGACUUGAAUGAUCUGUGUACCAGUGCAGUAAGCCCAAAUACUACCAAAGCCACGCGGUACGCCUUGAAUGUGUGGCGAUAUUGGUGCAUGACCAACGGGCUCAAAGACCACACAGACAUCACCAAGAUCCCUGCAGUGAAGUUGAACGAACUGCUCGAGAACUUUUAUGUCACCGUUAAGAAGAGCGACGGCUCAGACUUCCUGGCCACCUCGCUCCAUGCCAUUCGCCGAGGCCUGGACCGCAUCCUGAAGAACGCAGGUGUGGGCUUUUCCAUCACCAGCAGCACUUUCAGCUCCUCCACCAAGAAACUCAAGGAGAAGCUGUGGGUGCUGAGUAAGGCAGGCAUGUCGGGCGCCCGUUCUCGCAACAUUGUCUACUUCUCACUUUCUGACGAGGAGGAGAUGUGGCAGGCAGGGUGUCUGGGGGAUGACAACCCCAUUACUCUCCUGUCCACAGUGGUCAAGUACAACAGCCAGUACCUGAACAUGCGGACGCUGCAGGAGCAUGCAGAUCUGAUGUACGGUGACAUCGAGCUGCUCAAAGACCCCCAAAACCAGCCCUACUUUGCCCGGACCGACAGCGUCAAGCGGGAGAGCCGGAGUGGCUCCACCAGAGUGUAUCACGGGAAAAUCUACCAUGAGCAUUCCCGGGGGCACAAACAGUGCCCUUACUGCCUCCUCUACAAGUACAUGUACAUCCACCGGCCACCCACCCAAAUGGAGGCCAAGUCCCCCUUCUACCUGACUGCCAGGAAGGAGGCCACAGACAUGGGCAGCGUGUGGUAUGAGGAGCAAAGGAUGGGGCUGCGCUCUCUUCGGGGAAUUGUCCCUAACUUAGCCAAGAAGGUCAAGCUGGAAAACUGUGAGAACUUCACCUUCGUCUCAUUCACUCAGGUCUCCCGGAGGCUUGGCUCCCACAGCUGCUGCCAGUGAGCCCUCCCUGGGGCCUGGCCACUACCCUGUCACCUGCUCAGUGGGCGCUCCCUCACGUGACCGGGUGUGGAGCAGCCGGAGCUCCGCAGAGGCAGAGGCUGACCCGGUGUGACUCCCGGUCCGGCGGCUCUCCCUUGGCUGUCGCCUGCUCUCCCUUUGACUUGGAGUUUGCUUUUUCAAAUGAAAGUAGAUGAGUCUAAAUCAUGCAGAUGUUUUAUCCAAAUGUGCAUCAACUUUGUUAGCUUUUAGAAUCUAACACAGUGUAUAAUUGCUACAUACAGGAGUGAGGAAAUUCAUUUUCUCUAGUGCCUUUCUAGCACAGGUUUUCUCAAAAAAAAAAAAGCAAAAAAAAAAAAAAAAAAAGGAAACUGUUAAGUAGUUAUUUAAAAAAAAAAAAAAAAAAAAAUCCCAGUAGCCCAGUAGCUUUAGAUGUUAGGAAGACUGUACACUUCGUUGAAUUACACUCACAAUUAGGAAACAGAGAGAGGCAGACACGUUCCUAGAAGACAGAUUGCGCCUGACGCUGCUUUGUUUUUGUUGGUGGAUAACGUGGUUCUGGAGCGCAGGCAGCCUCCUGUCGCGGAAGAUCCUCAAGCGACAGUUGAUCAGCUGACAGGGACACAGGGGCCAAUCCACAGCUCCCAGCGGCGGGAGGAACCCCAUCUCGGCUGUCAAUGGAGAGAACUUUAUGAUAAAAGAUUCACACACCCGAGGGGUGUCUGUGAGAACAAGGCUUCUAGCGAACUAGACAGUUUGUACCGUGAGGGAAUUUCUAGUAGUGAAAGAAAAGGGCUUGGAAAAGCCAAUCUGUGAUCAAAAUGUGAAAACCUCCUGAAGCAGAAGUGCCUGUGUUUUAUUUCUCUGCACCAUGUGAGAGCUCUUUUGAUUUGAACAUUUUUUGAGGUUUGUCUGUUCUUCAUGUCAUCCCUUCAUUCCGUCAGCAUAUAGCACUGGAUCUAUAAAACAACUAAAGGUAAUUUUUAGUCUUAGCCAAGGAAAUCUAACCAAGCAAGCUGCAAAAAACACAGAUCCCCCAAAUUUCUUAAGCUUUGGAAUAUUUUUGUCAGUGUAUGACUUUUCAGCCACAAUAGAUGUCAUCAUUUUAGGUUGGCACCAAUGCUUGGGACAUGCCACCAGGUAAGCAAACCUGGCAUUAAUGAUGUAGCUACAAAAUUAGCACAUCAUGGUAGAUAAUGCAGUUUGAAACCAUUUCACUUAGGCAAAAUGCAACCUGACCACAUUCUUUAAAAAUCAGCAGAAUUUUCCAAUAACUACCCCUGAGUGCAACACGUGAAAAAGGAGCUCAGAGCGCUAAUUAAUAACAACAAUAAUUUCUAGGGACCCUGACUUUGUAUUUGAGAAAAAUCUCUUGUACCUUUAUUCCAUUAUGCUCCUAUAUAUGUUUUCUAAUCCCAAAUUAAAAUUCUAAUACAAAUUCAUUUUGUAGAA
This is a messenger RNA of Saimiri boliviensis boliviensis (Bolivian squirrel monkey), 3862 nucleotides long. Its product is annotated as KIAA1958 ortholog. NCBI's taxonomy places the organism in Eukaryota, Metazoa, Chordata, Mammalia, Primates, Cebidae. The record is from RefSeq and is a predicted model, not a curated record.